AUGGCCAUGGAACCCAUCGUCCAGCUCGGCGGCAAGUACAAGGAGGAGCUAAGUGCCACCUUCGAAGGCCUUCGGCAACGCUCGUCUGUUUCCGUUGCUGCUGCGCAAGAACAGCUUCAGCUCCUUCAACAGCAGGCCGAACAGCUCAAGCAGUCCAGUCCCGAGGCUCUGGUCGGAACUCUUCAGGAUUUAGUAUGUUUCCGUAUUGUUAUUCUUUUGUUAUGCUAGCUAGGGUACCGAAUGUUGAGUAACAUUGCAUCUUUCAGUCUCCAGUAGAAGUCCCCACUCCAAAGCUCCUAGACACCUUUGGAUGGCUGACAGUGAUGGAAGUGACCAAGACCGUCGUGUCCGUUCUCACCUCUUAUCUUCUGGCUCCAUUCAUUGGUCUCUUCUUCGAGAGUCUGACUGCUAUCGUCCUGGCUUACGGUGUUGUCCCUGCCCUUUUGUACCGUCAACUUACGGCCACCGAGAGCGACACCGAGCACCGUUUCUAUCUGCUCUCGGCUGCCGCCGCUGAAGGUCUUCUGGUCGGAUUCAUUAUCAACAACCGAUACCUUGCCGCCAGCCAGCCCAUUGCUGCUGUGACUCCGCUGUUCAUAGCCUUGGUCGCCCAGCUUGGUGAGGGCAAAUUCCCCAGCCGUCAAGCGUUCCUUGGAGCCACCCUUGGAUCGGGAGUUCUGGCACACCUGGCGCUGAGCAUUCUUUUUGGAAGCCUGUCUUUCCCCGGCUUCCUCCUCUCUGCGCUCUAUGCCGGAGUCGGAUUUGCCAGCAUUCAGUUGCUCCUCAAGGAUUCUCAAGUAAGUCCAAGUCAAGUUCAGUUGCAUUUUUGUUGUGGCUGAGGGAAAGUUGGAAGGGGGCGGGAAACUGAACGGAUUUUUAGUAAUCUUUUUGCUCUGACAAUGUACGGCCUUUUCAUGUUAUUAUUUUUGCUUUUUCUAGGCACCCUCCUACAAAUACCAGUUCAUCUACUUCAUCGGUGCCAUCCUGUCUCAAGGAAUUGUCUUUGGCAUUUUCGGUGGCGCUCCUCCCGCGCAGAAUUAG
Molecule: messenger RNA, 1041 nt
Organism: Bursaphelenchus xylophilus (pine wood nematode)
Lineage: Eukaryota; Metazoa; Nematoda; Chromadorea; Rhabditida; Aphelenchoididae
Source: the annotation of a GenBank genome assembly